Molecule: messenger RNA, 1699 nt
Organism: Esox lucius (northern pike)
Lineage: Eukaryota; Metazoa; Chordata; Actinopteri; Esociformes; Esocidae
Gene: nmur1a
Product: neuromedin U receptor 1a
Exons: 4
Coding region: 364-1626 (420 amino acids)
Biological process (GO): G protein-coupled receptor signaling pathway
Cellular component (GO): plasma membrane
Molecular function (GO): neuromedin U receptor activity
Source: RefSeq, a predicted model, not a curated record
GAGCACGCGUGAGAAAGAGAGCAUGAGAGGGAAGGAGAGAGACCGAGAGGCAGGGUAACAGGAGAGAGAAUCCUUGGCCAACGGCACCCUGAAAGAACACUUCACAGGGAAGUAAAGGAGCAAUAGAGUGAUUACCUAAGGAGGUAAUUAACAUGGUGUGAAAUCUGGGGAUGAUAAGGGGGAAGCAGAAAAAUUUACGAGGAAACAAUUAGGAGGCCGGCGCAUCCAGACGCGACGCAGACGAGGCCCAAUCAGGUUCUGAGGUCCCAGCAGUUUAUUUUCAGUGGUCGGUCUGCAUCACAAUGAUAUGCCAAUCACAGCGUAUUCGGACACAGUGACUGGCUUUGUAACUCACCACCCAGGAUGUCCGAAUACAACUGCUCCAUGGCUGACUGGGAUUGCCCACAGAAAGUGACGUGUGGCAACCGGACGGCUGACCUGAACGGCGUCGAAGGGCUGGAGGACGUGUGCCUGACCCUGGAGGAGUACCUGGAGAGGCACCUAGGCCACCGGCGCUCCCCCGUCUUCCUCCCAGUCUGCCUCACCUACAUGCUCAUCUUCCUGGUGGGCGCUUUCGGCAACGUGCUCACCUGCAUCGUCAUCGCCCGCAACAAGGUGAUGCGCACGCCCACCAACUACUACCUAUUCAGCCUGGCUGUAUCCGACCUCUUGGUGCUGCUGCUGGGCAUGCCGCUGGAGCUCUACGAGAUGUGGCAGAACUACCCCUUCCUCCUGGGCAAGGGCGGCUGCUACUUCAAGACCUUCCUGUUCGAGACGGUCUGCUUCGCCUCCAUCCUGAACGUGACGGCACUCAGCAUCGAGCGCUACAUCGCCGUGGUGCACCCGCUGCGCGCCAAGUACGUGGUGACGCGGGCGCACGCCAAGCGGGUCAUCGCGACCGUGUGGGGGAUGUCCGUGGUCUGCGCCAUGCCCAACACCAGCCUGCACGGGAUCCACACCCUGCCGCCAGUGGGGCAGGGCACAGCCAUGAUGGAACUCCAGGAGUCUGCCAUCUGCACGGUGGUGAAGCCCCGCUGGAUGUACAACUUGACCAUCCAGAUCACCACGCUGCUGUUCUUCAUGCUGCCCAUGUUGACCAUCAGUGCCCUGUACCUGCUCAUCGGCCUGCAGCUGAAACGGGAGAAGAUGCUCCAAGUGUUGGAGGCCGAGACCAGCCUGGGUGGAGACAGCUACAGCAACGUCCGGAGCCAGCAGCAGAAGGCCCGGCGUCGCCAAGUCACCAAGAUGCUGUUUGUUCUGGUGGUAGUGUUUGGCAUCUGUUGGGCACCAUUCCACACGGACAGACUCAUGUGGAGCUUCAUAGAUGAGUGGAGUGACAUCCAGCUGGAGGUCUACAAGUAUGUGCACAUCCUCUCUGGGGUUUUCUUCUACCUCAGCUCAGCCGUCAACCCAAUCCUCUACAACCUCAUGUCCACGCGCUUCAGGGAGAUGUUCAAGGAGGUGAUGUGCCACCAGCCCAGACGCCCGGCGCCCAGGAAGCAGUCCCUCAGCGUCACCAGGGUAACGCUCCGCAGCACCCUCAGCGAGGCUGCGCCGAUAGCGGGCGUUAUGGGAGAGACCUUUGACCUCAACGGGGACAAAGACCACCAGACCACUUGCACUUGACAUUGAUUCUUGGGGUCAGAGUAAGGUGAAUAUAUAUCCCCGAUUAGAUGGGAAGUUAUUCUGGGAGUGUAUA